AUGGUCGUUUCCAAGACUGAGAGAUCCGGUCCAGCAAGCGUCCUGGCUGCUGACGAUGCCUUGCCACAAGCACAAGGACAGCAAAGGGAGCUCCCACAGCAAUUCUCUGCGAGCUCAGCUCUAGCGUUUGCUUAUAUUGUCACAAACUCCUGGGUUGGUUAUUCGGGGACCUUCUCCACUGCGUUACUGGCCGGGGGAGGGCCCGCCGUUUUCUAUGGUGUUAUAGUGGCUGGGAUCGUCUGCACUAUCAUCACCCUGGGUCUAGCCGAGUUGGCAUCAGCGUUCCCUUCGAGCGGAGGACAAUACCAUUACACCUAUAUGGUCUCGUCACCAAAGACUCGGACACCCUGUGCUUUUGUAUGUGGCUGGCUCAGCUGUCUUGCCUGGUGUCUGACCACAGUGUCUGGCACCAUUUUUACAGCUCAAGCGAUUCUCGCACUCGUCUCGUUCCUAAACAAGGACUAUCAGCCUAGGCAGUGGCAGACAUACCUCGUCUUUCUUGCUCUUGUUAUACUGGCAACGGCAGUGGUGUGCCUCCUCGCGCACUGGCUGCCGCGACUGCAGGAGAUCAUGUUCUGGAGCAGCAUAUCUGCCUUUGUCGUGUGUCUCGCCGCCGUUCUCGGAAUGAGCAAAAGCAAGCAGCCUGCGCGCGUUGUCUUCACCCAGUACGAGAACGAGACGGGGUGGCCCGACGGCUUGUCGUUCCUCAUAGGGCUCGGGACCUGCAUGUACCUGUUCGGAGCUACCGACGCAGCGACACAUAUCGCCGAGGCAUGUCUCAUCAACCCAAAC
Aspergillus lentulus is the source of this 792-nucleotide messenger RNA. The record is from RefSeq and is a predicted model, not a curated record. Lineage: Eukaryota; Fungi; Ascomycota; Eurotiomycetes; Eurotiales; Aspergillaceae.